Ipomoea nil (Japanese morning glory) is the source of this 681-nucleotide messenger RNA. RefSeq names its product 60S acidic ribosomal protein P2A-like. The record is from RefSeq and is a predicted model, not a curated record. Gene Ontology annotation, cellular component: ribosome; cytosolic large ribosomal subunit. Lineage: Eukaryota; Viridiplantae; Streptophyta; Magnoliopsida; Solanales; Convolvulaceae. The transcript is spliced from 3 exons. Gene Ontology annotation, molecular function: structural constituent of ribosome. The coding region runs from base 146 to 487 and encodes 113 amino acids. Gene Ontology annotation, biological process: cytoplasmic translational elongation.
UCGUUCGAGUAAGGGGAGUACGAAGCAAAACCCUAGCUAUAUAUAUACCUCGCUUUCGCAUCCCCUUCCUCUCCCGAGAAACAUUUGCAGCAACGCGCAGCCUCUGAGCCAAACUACUACUCAGACUUCAAAGAGAAAAAGAGAGAUGAAGGUUCUCGCAGCAUACUUGUUGGCCUUAUUGGGUGGCAAAGCCUGCCCUUCCGCUGGUGACAUUAAGAAAAUCCUUUCUUCUGUUGGUGCCGAGGCUGAUGAUGACAGAAUUGAGCUGCUACUGUCCCAAGUUGAGGGGAAAGACAUCACUGAGCUAAUUGCAGCUGGAAGGGAAAAGUUGGCUUCAGUACCAAGCGGUGGUGGUGGGGUGGCAGUUGCUGCACCUGCCGCUGGUGGUGCCGCUGCUGCACCAGCUGCAGAAGAGAAAAAGGAGGAGAAGAAAGUGGAAGAGAAGGAGGAAUCUGAUGACGAUAUGGGAUUCAGUCUUUUUGAUUAGAAGUGUCUUGUUGGCAUUGUUUUUAUUUGAAGAACAUUCUCAAGCUCUUAGAUUUAUACUCUUGGGAGAUUUUGUCUACUGUGGUGUUGAUGUUUUGUGUCCGUUUUAAGUUUUUACUAUGCAUAUUUUGAAGAAUGCAGACAUUGAUCAUAUUGUAUUUUUAAAUUAAAAUAGCUGAAACCUUAGCCAGAAAA